AGCCUUUCGUUCACACCACCCAAUGAUAGCAAGGCUUUGAGGGUACCACGCACACGCUAUCUCUCUCUCCUCCUCUCCCCGCCCUCCUCCUACUCGUCGUUCCAGAACUCCUCGCGGCUUUAUUUUGUAAUAAGAUGGCGGAGGACGGAGUGAACCCGAAGGCCUACCCUCUCACUGGACCCGACCUCACCGUCACCAUCUUGGACCUCAUCCAGCAGGCGUCCAACUACAAGCAGCUCAAGAAGGGUGCCAACGAGGCUACCAAGACCCUGAACCGCGGCAUCUCCGAGUUCAUCGUCAUGGCAGCCGACGCGGAGCCGCUGGAGAUCCUCCUGCACCUCCCUUUGCUGUGCGAGGACAAGAACGUGCCGUACGUGUUUGUCCCGUCGAAGGUGGCUCUCGGACGGGCAUGCGGUGUCUCUCGCCCCGUGGUGGCUUGCUCCGUCACCACCAACGAGGCUUCCCAGCUCAAGAGCCAGAUCAUCACGCUCAAGGACCAGAUCGAGCAGUUGCUCAUCUAGGCUGUAUGGACCAUCUGGGGGGGGAAACAGGAUUAGGUGCUGGGGGGGAGGAACGUCGGCGUCACCUGUGGCCGUGCAACACUCCAGAGGGAAAAGCAUGCUGUGCGUUUUGAAGGGAAUAGUCUCCCGUCCCCCCUCGUCUGCGCCUGCGCUGUUGUACUGUCCUCCUCUCAGGCCCACGUCCCCUGUUGGUGGUUGUACCCGUAGUCCCGUUCAGAGCUGAGGGCGGCGUUUGGUAUUAGGUUGUUUAGGAGAUGCAGGGGCAAGUCGGACGACGGAUUGGGGCGUGGGGGGUAACAAGGCGCGCGUUUGUUUUUGCGUCGAGCGCUCGAGGGAGGAGUGAUUCACGGCACCCAGGAGAAAUAGGCGGGGAGUUCUCGUUGCCUGUUUUGUUGUUGCUCU
Molecule: messenger RNA, 923 nt
Organism: Ectocarpus siliculosus
Lineage: Eukaryota; Phaeophyceae; Ectocarpales; Ectocarpaceae
Source: the annotation of a GenBank genome assembly